CGACACGUGAUGAACAGUUGAGUGAAGGAGAAUGCAACCCGUCAGUCGUCAGUCAGGUCAUGAGUUCCGUCCGUCCGCACGCACAGAGAGACAGAGGAAGGGAAGGCAGCAAGAUAUCGACACAGUGUGAUCUCAUCACGGGAGCUCUACACACGAAACACUAGGAAGGCAUCGAGCCGACGCAGCACUGGGUAGCUCAGCGCUCACAGGAUGUCCCCCUCACUCCUCAGAUACUCACCCACAUCCGCCUGCACACACGAGGCCAACAUAAACGAACAACACGGAAGACCGACGGACAGAUGCCUCUUCUCUGCUGCCCCUGUCCCUCACCUGAUGGAAGACGAUGAUAGCUUCUGGGUCCGCCGAUCUCAUCUCGGCAACCGACCGUGCCGUCACCCCAAACCCUGACGAAACGACACCAGCAGCCCACACACUCGUACACGUACGUGUAUGUGUGUCCAUCCAUCCCUCCGUGCACAUCCGUCUGGUCACCUAGAGGGAUAUCAUUCUGCGAGAGGAGCACCACGCCGGUGUUCUUUGGGCAGUUCUCCGUGAUGCGGGCAAGAUGACGCUGACACCAGAGAGGCCAGUUUAGUUUGUGUUGUGGGUCUGUCUGUCUGUCUUCCCUCAAUCGCUCACCUUGACAAUGUGGUUGCCGUAGACGAACGUCUGCUCCCCGCCCUGCUUCACCCACACCUUGUACUGAAUGAAGACGAAAUCGGAGGCGUAUGAGAUAUACAUUCGGCUAGCCACUAAUGAGUGCCUGCCUGGUCCUGACCUUGGCGUAUCUGGCGAGGUACUCGAGAGCCGUGAUGGUGAUGCGGAACUUGUGCGUCUUCGUGAACUUGCCGAUGCACGUACCGCACGACAACUGCACUCACACACACAGACACACACACACACAGAUCAACACACAUAAGCCAACCACCGUGUUGUGUUGAUUUCUUCCCUCCCCCUUCGCUCACGAGCUCCUUCCUCGGUACGCAUGCCGCCAUCUUCAACAACGACUCACUGAUUGACAGCAGGACAGACACACACACCGAGAAGAGGACCAGAUGAGAGAAUUCAUGUGACUGACCAGGCCAGCCAGACACCGCCCUCCCCUCGUCCCCCUUUCUUCUCACCUGCAGUAGUAGACUCUGUCUUUGUGUAGCCGGAACACAUAGGUCUCGUCAGGCCGCUCCACCAGCUGCAUCACGUUCUCACCGAUGCUGCAUCAUCCACACACACACAGACAGAAACCAGCCAAAACCGAUGAGUCAUUGUGGUGCCAGUGCAUCCGUCGCUUCGUCCUCACUAUUUGGCAAGCUUCUCGAAGACGGCAGUGGUCUCUUCUUGCGUCAGAGGCCGCAUCUCCGCUGAUGUCGAGAUGGUUGAAUGGAAUCGAUGAAAUCACGCAGAUCUUGGAGAAGCCUUGAACUGUGUCGUGAAUGCUGUCGUUCACAGGGUGUUGAAUGAGGAUUCAGA
Messenger RNA from Vitrella brassicaformis, 1467 nucleotides. NCBI's taxonomy places the organism in Eukaryota, Vitrellaceae. The record is from the annotation of a GenBank genome assembly.